UUGUUGAGAGGUAACCCUAGUUCCCAAAUCCUUGUUGGAUCCGCAGCCAUGGAGGAAUCCUUCACGGCCCCCUCCGUCGACCCGCCCGCCGUCGAUCCCGCCUCCGUCGACUCCCCCGCCGUCGAUCCCGCCUCCUUCCACCCCCCCGCAGUCGAUCCCGCCUCCGUCGACCCCCCCGCCGUCCAUCCCGCCUCCUUCCACCCCCCCGCAGUCGAUCCCGCCUCCGUCGACCCAUCCCGCUACCCCUCCUGGGUCCUCCUCGACAGCAGAGCCUACUUCGACGACCCCGUCAACGGCACCACCGUGAAGGCCACGACGAGCACGGGCCACAACUUCGAGGUCACUUUUUGUCUCGCCCACCCGCCUGCCGUCUCCUACUUGUACGUCCACUUUCCCGGAAUCAACGUACUAGAGUGUUGCACCACGGAGCCCCGCGUCAUUUCCUCCGCCAAUGACCUCGCGCUCCUAUGCUUCCCCUUCAGAACUGGCACAUCGAGCACCUACGACUACUUCGUCUACAGGGCUGCCUCCGGCAAGCCCACCAUCAGAUCGGUCCCGUGUCCUCCUCCAACCUACAGGCACUCAUGGCACGCAGCCAUCGUAUCCCGCGAGGAAGGCAGUUUUUUGGUCGCUGAUCUUUCCCUGGGUCGGGACCUUGGGCACUACAACCUGCACAUCUUCUCGUCGGAGACAGACGAGUGGAGCACCAAACAUGUGCAGCUGAAGGAGCCUCCUGGUAUCCUGCCAAAGCUAAUUCACAAGGUGAUCUCUCUUGGAGAAGGCACAAUAGGAUGGGUCGACCUCUGGCGCGGCAUUGUUGUCUGUGAUGUGCUUCAGAAGGAUCCUGUUCUCCGCUUCAUCCCGCUGCCCAGACCGCUGCCCAAGGCUGAUUAUGACGAGCCCCCGAAAAGCCAAGCAUUGGCCGAUUAUGACGCAGCACGGUCCGUGCGGGACGUUGCCGGCUUCCCCAAUGGUUUCGUCGACUUCAUCGAGAUCGAACAUUGUUUCAAAUGGUCUAAGUUUAUCAACAUGAGGAGUUUCAAGACGACGGCCUAUCUUGAUUUCCUAGAUACCAUCAGUGAUAAUGACCUCCUUAGGCAUCAUGAAGAGGACAUUAUGGAGGAUAAAAUUGAGUGUGCACCUGAUGGCUGGAAGAUCCGAACAGGCUUUAGGAACAUUUCUUGGAACCAUUGGAGAAAAGGGUACAAUUUCCAUGUUGAUGACAUAUCAGCCGAACCACAACUUGCUCUGGAGCUACUUCACCUGUGGGAUAGUACAAGUGAGAAAUGCAGAGUGACAAACCUGAAGACUACACCAGGCUUCCCGACCUUCACCAUUUAUGAUUGUGCUGUUGUCCUCAUGUCUAAGGUGGGUGCCGACCAAGUCACAUGGAUGCUUGGUGUAAAUCUUGGGAAUAAGUCGCUGGAAGUCAUCAAGCCAUACCGUGCCUUGAGAGUCGAUUAUUACAAUCCGACCUUCAUUUCCUGUGAAUUCUCCAAAUAUCUGAAUACCGCUCCAAUUCAAAGGCCAUGUGAUGAGGAAGUUGCAGCAGAGUCUGCUCCGAAUGAGGAAGUUGCGGCAGAGUCUGCGCAGAAUGGUGUGCCUAAUGAUCAACUUCCAUUGGGGGAUACUGUUCCAAACAAUGUGGUAUAGGACGGGUAGAUGUCGCGAAAGGAAUACUCAUGGUUUCUGAAGACUGACUAUGCCUGAGUACUACACAGCAACAAACUCAGGUUAGUGUGCAUUAAGAUCUACAAUAGUUAUGUGGUUGUAAUGCAGAAAUGAACAUACUUUACCUUGACUUGCUAUAAUUUGAUCCGGCAACUUCAUGUGCUAAGGACUUCCUUGUACACUAUGUUCUUCAUGGUCGUUAAUAAGAGCUCAGAUCUUUUUCGCUUCUUUGAAUUCUUGCUUUCUUCCUUACCCUUGCCCUUACCCUUGCCAUUGUCCUUGAUGGCGAGAAUCUUGAUGUUCCUCUUCGAUGUGGCUCUAGACAAUGCAACGUAGAGCUGACCGUGAGAGAAAACCGGGUCCGGUAGGUACACCCCGACAAUUGGGAUGGUCUGCCCUUGCGCCUUGUUGAUUGUCAUGGCAAAGCUGAGCCUAAUAGGGAACUGCUUCCUCUUGAACUUGAAAGGGAAUAUAUCGUCAUCGGUUGGGCAGAGAGGUAUCCGAGGAAGGAACACCCUCCUACCAGCAUGUUGUCCUAGCAUGAUUUCUGCAUCAAUGGCGUUCCUCUGAAAACCCCGGACCACAAGCCUUGUGCCGUUACACAACCCAUUAGCUGGAUCAAUGUUUCUCAACAGUAUAACAGGGCAAUUUAUCUUUAGUUUGAGUGCAUGCAGAGGCAGCCCGUUGGGAGUCAGGUUAUUAAGGAAUUCGGGGGCAUAGUAGCCGUGUGGAUCAUCCUCUGCACUAUCAAAACUGUGGUAGAUCUUAUCUUCGCCCUGGAAGCGCUCUAUCAUGCGCGUAUUUAUCUUAUAAACGUUGUCAUUCUUGGUGGAGAGGAUUGCUCGAGAUGUCAUGUAAUUUGGAUCAGCCAUGUUGUCGUCCAGAGCAGGAAAUACAUGGUCGAUUAGCUUCUCUAGGUCAGCGCCGUCUCCUGUUGGCGGCACACAAAUAUCUUCGUGGAGCCUUAUGUUGCCUUCCUCGUCAGUUUCCUCGGUCCCAUUACCUACUCGUAGCAAGUAAUUUGCGAACCACGGGUCGUUAUGCGCCCUCAUGUUGGUUACGAGCCUUAGCUGGCGCAUGCCGUUCCAAAGGUACGAACUCCGCAGGGUAGCAUUGAUUAUCUGACCCCGUGACCCCUUCCUGACGACCGAAAGCACCUGCCUGAAGUCCCCACCAAACACGACUGUCUUUCCCCCGAAUGGUCGGUCCCGUCGGCCUAUGAUGUCCCGCAUGCUAUUGUCUAGUGCCUCAACCGCUUGCCGCUUCGUCAUGGUGGCCUCAUCCCAUAGGAUGAGUGAAGCCAUGUGCAGGAGCUUGGCCGUCCCACUUUGCUUCGUGAAGCUGCACGACCCCCCAUCUUCAAUGUUGAGUGGGAUCUUGAACCUUGAGUGGGCCGUCCUUCCUCCAGGCAUGAUGGAAGCUGUGACGCCUGACGUCGCUGUAGCUAGCGCGAUCUUGCCCUCGCCUCGAACCUUUGCAAGAAGUGACCUGUAUAGGAAGGUCUUCCCGGUGCCUCCCGGGCCAUCGACAAAGAAUAUACCACCAUCACCAGCAUCAACUGCUGCCAGUAUCUCGUCGUAUGCAAGCCUCUGCUCAGGGUUUAGCGAGGACGCCAAAUCAGCGUCGUCCGCGUCAACCUCGAUGGCGGACUCCUCAGUGACUUCUCUGGCCUCACCUCCAGUAGUGUCAUAGGUCUCGUCGAUGUCCGGAAGAGGGAACAAUGCUAUGUCUUUGCCCAUGGACUGUAGCAUGCCCCUGAUGCCAAGCAACACCAUCUGCUCCACUGCCUUUGAGCACGCGUGUAUUCGACGGUAGUCAUCGGACAUCGCGUCUAGGUGCCUAUCCCAUAGACCGCGCACGUCACCUGGCUCGCAGAAUACCAAGAUAGUUGCAAAGAGCCUCCUAAGUGAGGCUGGCAUCGCGAACUGUGUUGACUCUAUAAGACACUCGUCAAGCGUGUUGUCGGCCUCAAUGAGGCCCAAUCUCUCGGCAGCCUCACGGAAGCUAUCACAUAGCACUCCGUCCAUGGUCCGCAGGUCCUCGAAGGAUGUCUUGCCUGGUAUGUGGUUAAGCAGCACUCGCAGAAAGUACCGCUCCCCCUCGGCUGGAUGGGCUGACACGAUUCGACCUACUUGGUGCUGCUUUUCUCUCGGCCUCUAGUAUUUCUGUCUCUGCCAUGUGAAACUUCCUAGAAAGUCCUUGUACAGGAUAUCCCGAGCCCACACGUGCUACUGAUUAGCGAGGAAAUACUCUGUCAGCAUUGACUUAGAUGCAGUAUCACGGGCGACGACAUCGGUCAGGUCCUCUCCUGCUUUGAACGUGACACUAUUCAUAUUAGGGAGAUGAAGCGGCAACUGUAGGACCGACGGGAAACUCUCAGAAAGGUUGAAGCCGAAUAUCCUCCACAUCGCCUCCGGUGGAGUAACCCAUCUCGCAUCAACGUACCUUUUAAUCUCGUCUACAACCCCGUUGCUGUCAGGCUGGUCAAUACUGAAUGAAGCUCGAUCGUGACCCUUGUAUACGUAUUUGUAAAGGUACUUGACGGCCUUGAUGCUGGAGCACACCUCGACAUUUAUGUGGCAGUUGAACAUCCACAACAGAUAAGGGUUGUAAGGCACGACCCAUCUGUUAUCCAGCAUUUGACGACGGACCUUAGCCUGACGACCAUCAUCUCGCCGUCGAUAAACCGGGUAUGAAUCCUUCCCCUGUAAGGUGUUCUGGUUGAACGGUACUGCAGAUGUUCAGGGCGAGAUCUUGGACCGAACGAGUGCACCUUGUGGUACAUAGUGCCAUGUGCCUGAAACGUGUACACCCCGGACUUCAUGUUUGUGUAGUUGUUGUCUAGGCUGACGCCAAGGGUAGUGAAGGCAAAGUGCCCGUUGAAGAACCGAAUGCUCUCUCGGAAAUGCCGAGAGUCUGCAUCCGCGCUUGACCAUAACCUCAUCAGCUCUGGGAUAGGCUCGGGUUCAGCUAGCUCAAUCUCCCCGUUCCGACAGCAGAAGCCGUCAGUCUCGUACUGGAACUUCUUGGCCUUGCAAUGCUCGCAGUUUGCCGCGUGCUUCAGGAUGUGCGUGCUGUCUGGGAUGUUCGAGUAGACAUAGUCGAAAGGAUCUAGGUCGAUAGAUCCCGUGUUGGAGGAUUCUACGGGCUCAUCGAGGUCCGUGCUAUCAGUGUCGGAUGCUGCAAGCAUUGUGGAGAUAUAACAAGUCACGAUGGGAUGCACAUCAUAAACCAAUAAUAUAGAGGGAUGAGCAGCGAUGCAGAGUACCUUCACCGGCAAAUAGGUAGUACUCAUCAUCCAUGAGGUCACCGGAGAGUGCAUUCUCGUCCAUGAUGCCGCUAAGGAAGGCCUCCAUGUCAGCUGUAACAUUGUUGAGCCGGUAAGUAAUGGUUUUUAUUGUGAGUGCACACCAGGAGGGGAGUAAACAUGAGAGGGUUACCAUUGGUUCCGAUGGUGUAUGAUGGCAUGCUUGAUGAAGGGGAGGAAGCUGGUGAAGCAACUCCUGUGGGUAGUGCUUCUGAGCUUGUUGCUGCUCUGUUCACAUCUAAGGUACUUGCAUCUGGGCCUGGAAGCCUCCGUUUUUUUUUGAUUGAACCGCUGACUUAUCACCUUCUGGUAUGCUUUUCCCGCGCGCUCUUCGUUUUAAGGCACUCCCUUGAAUGUUCUUUGCUCUAAUACUUUGUUUGUGAGUUCGCUCCCGAGCCCUACGCUGUGCUCUGCUCUCCUGCCUCUGCUCACAGGCUUGAUUCUGCUGGUCGUCUAUUUGGUGAUCAUUGGUUUGCUGCGAUGGAUUUAUGAGUUCGCUGGGGGCAUCAUUAUCAUCCAGGGUACGACUAAGGUACUCGCCUGCACCGUUGUGGAGCCGUUAAAUACUGGUUCAAUGCACAUGGACACAAUAAGUAGAGUAAAGAUGGAAGGAUUACCAUCUGAUUCGAAGUUGCUCCCAGCCUUACUCGCAAAACGGGGGGCAGGGGCAGGAGCUGAAGCUUCGGAUUCUCUGAAUGCCAACACACGAGUGCUCGACAUCAGGUUGGGUGUAGCUAAGGUAUCUGCAUCAGGGCGCGGCAUUGCGAUGGAUUCAGCGCAAGGGGUGUUGCUCCUAGCCGCGAGUCUCUUCUUGCGUUGAGCUAGCAUGUUCUGCUUCUCCUUAGGUGAUAUGUUUUGCAGACGUGUUCUUUGGCGGGCGUUUGUCUCUUGCUUGUCAUGGACUGACAUAUUUUGGUAGGCCGCCCUUCUAAGGGUGUUACUCUGUUGCUUCUCCUCUAGUGUCAUUCGUUGCUUGGCUUUUCUUUGACGGGCAGUCCUCUCCUCCUCUGUUUUCUUUUUCCUAGCUUCUCUGCGACGUGCAUUGAUUUCCUCCCUCUGUUCAGGUGUUAAUCUAUUUCGCCGUGCUAUAUAUUGGUCUCGCCUUUUCUGUUUUCUAUCUGAUUUAAUGAUAUCAUUUGAAGCAAUGUGCUCGGGGACAUUGUCUCCAGUGUCGAGUCCAAGUGCUAUGCCUGAACCAAUAUUAUGGUCAAUGCUUCUCUCUGUUCCUCGAAAUGAUGCAUGGUGAUCAUAUUUAUAAAGUGCAAGAUUUUGUAGAAGUUCAAUUUUUUAAAAAGAGGGCUCAGACAUGGCGACAAGAAUGAAGGUGGAGGGGAAGGAGUGGAGAGAAAGAUGUCUGUCUCCACAUGGUUCAUGUGCCUAUCACCCAUUAACAAGAUCUCAGUUAUCUGCAUGGUUCUCUAAUUAGUAUGUUUUCCCGGACGAAGAGAAGACUGAUCCUUAAAAAAAAAUUCUGGACGACGAUUUCAGCGGCGUUUCUGUUUUGGCGGUGUUAAAACAAUCUGGAAUAUAAAGGAUUCUGGAGGAGUCUGGAUGGCAAACCUAGGGAGUUCGGGCACCCUGUCGGAGAGGAAGAAGACGGUAGGCGGGCCCAGGAGAUGACGCAGCAACAGCCGUCGAGCGUUUGGACGCCCUGGUUGUGGUUCGGCAUGCGAGGCGAUCAGCAGAGGGUGCAGCUCCGACAGCUCGCGUGCGGACGAUGUGGCCGGACGAACUGGCGUCUGUUUUUGGCGGCAUUCGUUCGCGUGUGGAUGGAGCUCGUACGCCAGGAAGAACUGGCGUCUUGAUGGAGCUCGUACGUCAGGAAGAACUGGCGUCUUGAUGGAGCUCGUACGCCAGGAAGAACUGGCGUUCGUUGGCGGGUCGAAGAAGUUUGAUUUUUGGUCGAUGGACCUCGUCCUCGUUCGUGGCGAUCGUGGGGUUCCAUGGACUUCUUGUUCGUGUGUUCUCAUACGUGGGCUGAGUUGGUGGGCGCUGAGUUCGUGUGUUGAACUGUGGAUCUGGAUCUCGUACGUGGGCUGAGUUGGUGAUUUUGUGUACGUGGGCUGAGUUGGUGGGCUGCUGCGUGCGUGUGGGAGAUCGAAGGGAGGGGGGAUCGAAGGAGGUUGAACCAUCACGACGUUCGAUCCCCCUUUAAUAGUAGAGAUAAACGUGUCCAUUCUGCCAUCUGUUAAAUAAGAUUUAGGUGAACCCUUGUACAGCAACCCCAGCAAUACAAGUGGAAUGGGGGUGUUCCCAUUAGGACUUCUAAUGAAUAUGGUUUUGGCGAA
This is a messenger RNA of Triticum aestivum (bread wheat), 7266 nucleotides long. RefSeq lists its product as uncharacterized. NCBI's taxonomy places the organism in Eukaryota, Viridiplantae, Streptophyta, Magnoliopsida, Poales, Poaceae. The coding region runs from base 49 to 1653 and encodes 534 amino acids. The transcript is spliced from 7 exons. The record is from RefSeq and is a predicted model, not a curated record.